CACUUUUCAAACGUAAACAAAACUAAACUUUUAAAUCGUUUUAUUAAUUGUUUUCAUAAUUAAAUGAUUGACUCAUUUAUAAGAAAUUGUGAAUUCAUUCAUUGAAAACAUGCCAUAAGUUUGAACUUAUAGUGAAGUGAAUCAUAAAAUUGAUUGAAACCCAAAACAACACGUGUUUUGAGAGACAUGUCAUUCAAAAGACCCGAAGCCGUGGGCAAGUUUGCAGACCUGUCUGCCGACCGAUCGGAAGAGUUGGCCACCACUGAGGGUACGAUCGGUGGCUCUUCUUUGGUGUACAACCGGCGCUCCGAUGCGUCCGUCUCUGACCGCUAUCUGUCGGCCGACGACCAGAGAUCACGACUGCCCGUCAAUAAGUUUCGCGAUCACAUCGAGUACUUGCUGUCCAAACAUCAGACGCUUGUGAUUGUGGCGGAGACCGGAUCGGGAAAGUCCACUCAAUUACCGCAAAUAGUGUCCAAACUGUGCCACCAGUGGACGGAUGGCGAGACCGAUAACAAGCAACCAAUGGUAGCGGUGACUGAACCGCGUCGAGUGGCGGCCGUAACGCUGGCAGCUCGGGUGGCCGAAGAGAUGGGCGUCCAAUUGGGCCGCGAAGUUGGCUAUUGUAUCGGCUUUGAGGACUUUACUGCUGGUCCGGCCAUCACUCGCGUUAAAUUCUGCACCGAAGCCAUACUCGUCAACGAACUCAUGUCCGACCCGUUGCUUACGGCCUACGGGGCUGUCAUUGUGGAUGAGGCACACGAGCGGACACUUCAUACGGAUAUACUGUUGGCACUGUUGAAGAAGAUUAGCCGCAAACGACCGACACUACGGCUCAUCAUAGCCUCGGCCACCAUUGACUGCGAACUAAUGCGCCAAUACUUUGACCACAACCCGAAUCCAGCG
This is a messenger RNA of Medioppia subpectinata, 906 nucleotides long. The record is from the annotation of a GenBank genome assembly. NCBI's taxonomy places the organism in Eukaryota, Metazoa, Arthropoda, Arachnida, Sarcoptiformes, Oppiidae.